Molecule: messenger RNA, 2923 nt
Organism: Leptinotarsa decemlineata (Colorado potato beetle)
Lineage: Eukaryota; Metazoa; Arthropoda; Insecta; Coleoptera; Chrysomelidae
Product: VPS35 endosomal protein-sorting factor-like
Biological process (GO): endocytic recycling
Cellular component (GO): endosome
Source: RefSeq, a predicted model, not a curated record
CUGUGUCAAACAUUGAAACUUGAAACGAUAACACAAAUCUAAUUGCCAAAGCACAAUAGCAUGUCUUCAAUUCUUUAGCUUUUUACUGUGGCCAAAGGAUAAACCUAAUUGAAAUUAAUUUAAAAAAAUGGGUGAUAACUUAGUCGAAUGGAAAACUCUCAUAUAUGACUUGAAAAAGGCUCAACUACAUAAAACUCAAGUUGUUGAUCAUCCUUUGAAAAAUGUUGUUGUUACAGAAAGGAUCCCUAGGAAAAUUCUUGGUUCAACUUCAAGCACAGGUCGAACCACUCCAGUAUCAACACCAGCAUCUAUAUUGGAGCCCCUUACCCUAGCGUUAAGGCAACUUGAUCCAUUGUCUGAGUUUGCAUUACAAGAUAUGGAUCCUUUGUCUAAAAUGGCCGCUGAAAUGGAUAUGAGUGAUACAAAACUUUCAAAAAUGUCAGCACCAAAAGAAACUGAAGAUAAUGUGUUUGGUAAUAUGGAAUCUUGGUCAUCAAGAAAAUCUGCAAUUCUAUCAAAAUAUACUACUUCUGAAAAACUUACCAUGGUAACUAGCUUCUUGUCCGAAGGGGAAAAAGUAACGGUGAAGGCUCAAACUACUGCAGUGGACAAAGUACAACACCGUCUAAAACAGUUAGACUCAUUCGAGGAAGCUUCACAACAAACGCUAGAUCUGUCGCAAGCUGAAUAUGUUAUGAAAAUUGAACAACUUAAUCAAGAGCUUGUGUCUGCUUGGAACACAGAACAGAGAGUAAAGGCACUUAAAAUAGCUAUUCAAUGUGCAAAAUUAUUGACAGAUACAGAUGUUUUACCCUUCUACCCCAGUAAAUUUGUUUUGAUUACUGACAUCUUGGAUACUUUUGGAAAACUUGUUUAUGAUAGGCUACGGAUAAAAGCAAAUUAUUAUAAACCAGGUUCAAAAACACCAACGUCUCUCCCAGAAGAUUUUACCCCAGACAUGGUGCCGGAUACUGCCAAAGAAACUUGCCUCAACUGGUUUUAUAAAAUUGCUUCAAUAAGGGAACUUGUACCAAGGCUAUAUGUUGAACUGGCUUUAUUAAAGUCAUAUAACUUCGUGUCCACAAACGAAUUUUCAGAGUCCCUCCCUCGCAUCACUGAUAUGAUUCAUGGAGUAGGUAACCCCCUAGUGGCAGUUUAUUUAAGAUGUUACCUGUGUAAAACCGGGAUGACCACAACAAAUAUGAAUACAGAUUUCAGUUUCUUGCUAUCCAAUUUCACUGGGUUCCUGGAUUCAUAUCAACAUUUGUUCAGUAGGGGAGUUGAAGCUGAAUUACAUGUUCAAAAAAUGGAUAUGUCAACCUAUGUUACCCUUUACACACCAGCCUUAAAUUUUAUAUUAGAGGCAGUCGCUUGCAAAGUGAAAGAUUCAAUAUUACCAAAUUUGCUAAAUGUUUGUAGAGAGUACAAAAACAGUUCACUAAUCCUCAAUACUAUAAUGUCUGGCUUGAAACCUUCUUAUAUAUCUGAGAGAUGUUUGGAAUUUCUUGAAAUGAUGGUCAAUUGUUCAGACCAAGGAAUCCCUCUAUAUGUGUUAUUGAGAACACUUGGACUUUGUGUAAGCGUGUGUCCACCUCCUAGUGAACAAAGAAAACAAAUUUUGAACAUUGUUUGGAAGUUCAUUUCUUCAUUCUCAAAGCCAAAUGAAUUUAUUGCUUGUGCAGAGGCCUGGGUGCAGUAUGUUGUAUUGUAUUUUUCCAGUAGAGAACUCAACAUGAUUCUGGGCGACAUCAUUAAUCAUAUGACUCCUGACAGAAGUUUUGAAAAAUAUUAUAAUGAAUUGAAACAUAUAAUUGGAAACGUUACGUCACAAAUUCAGGAUUUUGAAACAUUAUUCAUCAUGGACAAUUUUCUUCCGCUCAUUGAUCUUUUUCAUCAAGAAGCCAUUAAAGUUGAAGUAUGCAAAAAUAUUCUCACCUCUUGCAGUUGUGAAUACAAAACCAGUGACCCUGUCAUAACAAAUGCUUUGAUGUUUCUUUGUAGCGUUCUUCAUGAUUCGGUUAAUGCUUUGACCCCUGAAGAUGAGUACAGACAAAUUGGAGAAAUAUUGUGUAGUACCAUAAGAAAAGUUGAUUAUGGAAGGCACUUUGAGCAACAGCUCAACUUUUUCGUUGAAGCUAGAGGAGCUUUUUCCAAUAUUGAUAUGGUUUUGGCAGAGCUGGUACAGCAAGUAAAUGCACUCUCGGUCAACACAAGGCUAGUCAUCAAAGGUAUUCAUACCAGAAAAACGGCAGAUUUCGUACGAGCUUGUGCAGCAUAUUGUUUCAUCACAAUUCCCUCAAUAUUAUCAGAAAAGACCCGUCUGGAACUGUACUUACUAUCAGGACAAGUUGCUCUCUUCAAUCAGUGUUUAGGACAAGCUGAUGCAUGUUUAAAAGCAGCCCUAGCUAUGUUAGCUGAACUAUCAAAAGCUUCUUCCAAUUCUGAAAUAUUCCUUGUGUCGUAUAUAAAACAAUUUUUGUCAACACUUCUGGUUGUGCCAGAUAACCCAGAAAGAGGUGUUCUGAGUUUGAUGAGGGGAUUGCUCAAUGUUAUGAGAGAGUUAGACUGGAGCAGACCAAAUUGUACAUUAGGAAUGUUAUACAUCAGUGUUAUUGAUGUUUUGACGGCCAUGGCACAGGAAGACUAUCCUUAUCAUAUUGACAAAGUGGAGUCAAAUGAUUCUCUUUAUGGAUGUGAUCCCAAAUUCUCGUCAGAAAUUGAUUCCAUAUGCUCUAUAGUAAUUAGAGAAAUUCUUACUCUGCUCAAAGAUCUUGGAAGUUGCAGACGACAAUCUCAAGUUGCCACAGAUUUAUUUUGUAGAGUGGCAUUGAGGGCAGAUUUGACCAGAAAACCCCUUUUCAUUUUGGCUCUGAAUUUGUGGCAACUUAGUUUGAAAAACGGAUAUGCUGAUGUGAAAUAUAUG